Hypanus sabinus (Atlantic stingray) is the source of this 4213-nucleotide messenger RNA. RefSeq names its product zinc finger protein 239-like. The record is from RefSeq and is a predicted model, not a curated record. Gene Ontology annotation, molecular function: RNA polymerase II cis-regulatory region sequence-specific DNA binding; DNA-binding transcription factor activity. NCBI's taxonomy places the organism in Eukaryota, Metazoa, Chordata, Chondrichthyes, Myliobatiformes, Dasyatidae. The transcript is spliced from 3 exons. Bases 1 to 762 code for a protein of 253 amino acids. Gene Ontology annotation, biological process: regulation of transcription by RNA polymerase II.
AUGGGAGCUGUCAUUGUUGGAGUAGUAGUGCUGUGGCUCAACAAGUCUUCAGCGAGAACAGGCAGAGGCAAGAUGUGGGAUUUCCAGGAGGCGCCAACAUCCCUGAUGGCCACAUCUGCACCAGCAUCCAACCUGGAGCAUCACAAGGGUACCCGCUCCACGAAGAAACCGUGGAAAUGUGAUGACUGUGGGAAGGGGUUCAGUUCUCCAUCCCAGCUUGAAACUCAUAAGCGUAGUCACACCGGAGAGAAACCAUUCACCUGCUUCCUAUGUGGAAAGGGAUUCACUUUAUCCUCCAGUCUCCAGUUACACCAGAGAGUUCACACAAAUGAGAGGCCCUUUAAAUGUUCUGACUGUGGAAACUGCUUUAAAAUCUCCGCAGAUCUGAUUAAACACCAGCUUGUUCACACUGAUGAGAGACCUUUCAGUUGUUCUCACUGUGACAAGAGGUUUAGGCAGUCGUCUCACCUUAUUCAACACCAGCGAGUGCAUACAGGAGAGAGGCCACUGACGUGCUCUGUUUGUGGGAAGGGGUUUAGUUCUGCAUCCAAUCUUCGGACGCACCAGCGAAUUCACACUGGAGAGAAAAUGUUCUCCUGCUCCAUAUGUGAAAAGGGAUUCACCCAAUCAUCCAACCUGCUGAGGCACCAGCAAGUUCACACUAAAGAAAGGCCAUUCAUGUGUUCUGUGUGUGGGAAGGGAUUCACUCGGUCAUCUCACCUCCUGAGACAUCAGCAGGUUCAUGUAAUUGCAGAGGUUUGAUUCUGCUAUGGAUAACACCUCCAUUUAUUUAUCUUGAUGUUGGUAACCCAAUGUAACUGAAUUUUACUGCCUUUUUUAUCUGUCUGAUAAAUUAGCUGAGAUGUAUAUACCUUGCUUAUUUUACCAAGCUAAGAGAAAAUAAUUGAUAUUCAAUGCUGGCUGCUGCAUUUUAAGGUUUCUCCAGAUCAUUUUGGUUCCUCAACAUUUGUGUACUCCUCCAACUCUCCUGGUUGUCCGUUUUGAUCUUGAUAACCGAGCAUUAAUUCUCCUUUGGGAGCUAUACAAAACUCACUGUUACUCACUUCCAGUUAUCAAACGUGUUAAGCAAUUCAUGCUAUUCCUCAUGCUUAAUGAGUAAAAUGUCAUCGGUGUUAAAAAUCUGAAAAAUUCUGCUCGGAAAAUACACAGCAGAUCAGCCAGCAUCUGUGAGAAGUCAUAUUAGCUUAGCAUUUCAGAGUGAGAUCUCUUCAUCAGCAUUUGUUAACAUUCAUCAUUUAUUGUGCAUGUCCUACACCUAUUGUACUACAUAACGGACCACCUCACACUUGUCAGGAUUAAGUUCCAUUUGUCAACUCUCUGGCUAGCUAAUCUAUAUCAUGUAGCCUUAGACAAUCUUCCGAACUAUCCAUAAUACCUCCAAUUUCCAGGUCAUUUGCAAACAUAAUAAUUGUACCUCCUACAUUCACCUCCAAUUUGAAGAAAUGUGUCACAAAGCAAAGAUCCAAACAUCAAGCCCUCUGGUACAUGACCAGUCACAGAGUAGCUUAUUAUCAAUACUCACUGUCACCAAGAUAAUUUUGGAUCUUAGAUGCAAGGGAAACAUGCUGGAAAUAUCAAGCAACAUACACAAAUUUCACUUUGGGCUGAGACCCUUGCUUAAAAGGAGGUAGAAGCAAGAAUAAGAAGGCUGGGGGGAGAUUGAUGGUGUUUGGAUCCAAUUAGCCAGCUCAUCUUGAAUCCCAAGAGCUCCUGAUGUAUUAGGUAACUAUGUAAGAGAUAUUUACAUCUCCUAAAAGUACUGCAUAAAAUUCAGACAGUAAAUCACUGUAAUCUGACCAACCUACCAUGUGGGAUCUUGUCAAAUUGUCCAAGGUCAUUGGAAUUUUUUUAAUCUUGAGUCUUUUUUCUUGUUGUGCCUCAGGAUUUUCUUUGGUUUAUAGAUUGCUUGUAUUCUGUCCUUUUAAUUAAUCCCCUGACUUUUCUCAGAAAGUAAGUUCAACCACCCAUGCUUUCUGCCAUGACGGGCUUUUCCUCUUCAGUCCUGAUGCGGGUCUCAAUCCAGAACAUUAAAAGUUCACUUUUGCCUCCACUGGUACUACUUGGCCCUAUGAAUUUCUCCAGAAUUCUGUUCUUUUUUUUGCUUCAGACUCCAGCAUCUAUUGUCACUUUACAACUGUACCUUUUUUCUCUCUAAUGUCAGAUUAGUUUCUCAGAGUGAUCUUUCUCAUAGCAUUGGUGUACAUUUCAGCAGUAAUUUUGGCUCAAUAUUUCUCCCAUAGGAAUUGUAUAAAAUUUUCCAAAAAUUGUUCUGUAUCAGCCAUCUUUGCCAUCAUCUUGUCUUCUGUUAAAUGAAGAACAGUAUUGGGAGUAGACCAUGGGUCCCUUUGAGCCUGCACCACCAUUCAUGAGGGUUGUUAAGACUAUCUCCCAAUGUAAUUUUGAAUUUUCCUACUUAGUUUGUGUAGGUAUAAUUUUACUGUGCUAAGGAGUGUUGCUACUCAGAUAUGUUUUGUGUCUUCUCUAGUUAUAUAAAUGCAGUGCAAUUCUAACCAGCCUGAACGAAUAGUAUAUGUUUUCUGUAUGAACUCACGUUUGUAUCAUAAGAGCUUCAGGUGGCUGUUAAGCACUUUCUAAAGUCGGCAUUCUGUCAGUUAUGAUUUUGAGUAACUUUUGGAAUACAUAAUCAGUGGAGAUGUUUUCCCAAGGAAAAUCAGAAGAUGGUGGAAACAAUCAUGUCGAAACUCUUAAAUUACAUUUGUUGCAACGAGAAAUUGAAUUAUACAUUAAGGAAAAUGCAGCAACUGUGCAAUGGUCAAGGAGCCGAGAAAUCCCUUUAUCCCUUUGCUGUUUUCACAGAGGCACAGUCAAGGAUUCCCUGGAACAAGGUAAGUUAAACAACUUGUUACAUCGCUGACCACAGAGCAUUAUCUACUUAGUGCAAUCAUAGGUUUGCACCAUUCUCUCAAUGAAUUGCUGCAUCUGAGGGUUUCUGGAAUACAUACUCAGCUGAUGUCCAGAAUGCAUGACUCAUAGAUUUCAUUUUUAGAAUGUAUCAGUUACGGCGAGAAGGCAGGUGAAUCCAGUUGAGAAGGAGAUAAAUCAGCUAAGAUGGAAUGGUGAGACAGCCUCAAUAGGCCGAAAAACAUAAUUCUGCUCCCAUUAUUGCAGUAAUCAUUAUCACUAAAGCAUACAUCUUUAAAAAUGCCAAUGAUGCUUCAGUGUGGGAAGUCCUGAUUAGACAAACAAUUAUUUUCUUUGCACUCAGAAGGCAAAGAGGUGAUUGAAAACGAAGCUUAGGAUGGGGGGAGGCUUGCAGUUUUAACCUCAUGCUGUUUGUUAUAGUUAUCUAUUGCAGACAUUUUUCUCAAGUUCAGGCAAACAUGUAUAUGAACUGCAGUGAAGUGAAGUGUUACAGAAAGCCGACAAUGGGAUAUGACCUACUCUUAAGCAGAUCUGGUUCAAAGUGUUAGGCCCAGAAACGCAAUGCAGAGCAUGUGCAGGAAAGAAGAUAUUCCAGUACAGUAAAGCUAUCUGUUUACUCUCAUGCCCUGAGAGAUCAGUUUAAGAUGAUAUUGUCACCAAUCAAAGUGACUCACCUGAAGUCAUUGAAUAAAAUGCUAAUCAAAAAGCAAUAAGCAAUGCUGGAAGUCUGAAAUAUAAUCAGUAAAUUUUGGAACUACUUGGCAAAUCUAACUAAACAGCUGGAAGCAAAUUAGUGAACUUUUCAAAUCGAUGCUUUACAUGAAAGGUUGACUCAAUUUCUUUCUUUGAAUUGAUUGCUAAUGAUAUUUUCAGAAAGUCUUAAAUAAAAUUCAAUGUAAAACCAUAGUGUGUAAAUUAAAGCUCAUAGGUUUGGAUGUAUUAUACUACAAUGGAUUGAAAAUUUCUCCUAGGAAACAGAAAGUAGUAAUAAGCAUGUCUUCUUUAGGGUGAUUGUGAUUAGUGCUUUGGUCCCAGCUAUUCCAAUGGAUGUCAACAUUUUUUUUCAAAUUAACUGAGUAUGGCAUUCAUCACCUAUCAGUGCUAAGGCUAUUGCUUUCUUGGAGUGUUUAAGUCACAAUUUUAAAAUGUUAAUUAUGUAUUUAAUUUUUAAGUAAUAUUGUAAAUAUUGUUUAAGUAUUCUUGCUUAUGUAAUUCAUUUCAGAUCUUAAGUAAAAGUCUGUCAUUAUGCUCCUAUAUCAUAUGUAUGUGUCUCACUAAAGUUUAAAAAAAAUGAACUAAGGACAUGUUA